AGGCCUCGAACGUCCUCUCUCCCCCGCAAUUCCAGUCCAUUAUGGCCCAGCUUCCUGGACAAAACGGCACACCCUCCCAAUACAUGGACCCAAAGUUCGCUCCCAAUCAGCCAGUCUUCAACCCCAGCCAGGUAGCACAGGAGGCGCAAGAUCCGAAGAAUGCUGCGCAUCCUAGCCAUCCAAAGCACCACGAAUGGGCCAAAAAUAUGGCCUCCAGAUUCGGGAACGCAGUCAUGUUCGGCGCAGGUGCGACUUUUGGAGGGGAUGUGGUUAAUGAUGUGAUGAGGAAGUUUUGAGGGGAUUGUCAGGGGAAUCGGGUGUUUGUGCAACAAGGGAUUUGGCAGAAUAGUUGGAU
Molecule: messenger RNA, 355 nt
Organism: Amorphotheca resinae ATCC 22711
Lineage: Eukaryota; Fungi; Ascomycota; Leotiomycetes; Helotiales; Amorphothecaceae
Exons: 3
Coding region: 42-296 (84 amino acids)
Source: RefSeq, a predicted model, not a curated record